UUCGCAGUCGCAGACAAAUUAGACUUUUGGAUUAAACCUUCUACGAUACGAACUCCUCGUCGUCGUAGAAAAAAAAAACGUGCAUCAACAACAGCAGUACGAAUCGCCGAUACCACAUUGUCGUUGAAAUGUCGCAUGUAACCAAAACCACGUGCAACUUACGAUCACUUGUAAGUAUGUAACACUAUUAUAGACCAUACAUCGCGUACAGGUUUUCAUAACUCAAAACGGUUCCGGACGAGUCCUUGAAGUACGAAAUAAUUUUUUUCCCCUUUCUCUCCACUCCCGGUACCACGUGUGUCCGGACGUGUACACUCGUGUGCACGUGCGUAUAAAUAAAUAUACGUUUUCGCUACUGUCCCGUGCGGACCGCGGUGGCAGGGUCGGCCUGGAACGGGGGUACACGCGGUCGCGCGGUUCGAGUCGGAGCACUAGGCGCGCGCAACGCGGACCGGCUGCACCGCGGUCAAGAGGAUCCGUCGCGCGCGUGUGGGUCGUGCCGGCGCGAGUCGGGUUUCGUCAGGUUUCGUGACGUUCGCGAAAAAAAAAAAAAAAAAAGAAACAUCACAAACCACGUGGGUUCUCUCGGCUCGCCGGUGACGAUUUUGCGCGGAAUUUCUUGGCAGCCCGUUUCUGUUUAAAUACGUCAAUUCCGUCAGUCGAACGUUCACACAGCGCCGGUGCACCGGCACGCUAUAGGUGUACGCGCGUGCACGGGAAGUUCGCGUUUUCCGCGGCACACCAUGUCUUUCCUCGACAUCGUUUCCAAGUUCAACCAGCAGGCCACCAGCCAUUCGCAGUCGCAGUCGCUGAACCCGUUUUCCGAACGGUUCGAACAGUCGCGGUCGCCGUCGCCUAGGUUUUCCCGCGAGGAGUACGGAAAGCCUAUCGCGGGUUCUAAAACCGAUCUGAGAGGACGGAAAGCAAAAACGCACAUCUGCCGGGAGAUCCUGGAACUGUGCACGGUCAUACACGACGUCGGCACGUAUAAAGCGAAAAAGAGAGACCCCGACGAUUCCGACGACGAGCAGGACGACGGCACGAUCAUCGUCAGUUUCGGCGAGCUUUUCCAAAUUUACACGAAAAUAUCGGACAAAGUGGUGGGUUUGUUGAUAGCUGCUAAACGACGUGGUUUUGUGUACUUUGAUCGGGAAAUACUUUUUCAGAGAAGAGAUGACGACGUACUGAUCGCUCUGAUGAAACCCAUUGAAGAAAUCAGUAAAAUAUUAAAAGAUGAUAUAAACCAAACUAAUCAGACAACUGCAAAAGUCGAACCAAAACCAGUGAUUGGAAAGACUAAAUCCAAUAAAACGAAAUGCACUAAAUCCGCAAACAGUAUAAAUCCAAAUGAUACCAUGACCGAUUGUACAGUGCCCAUUGACCAAGCAGAUGUAGUUUUGCCGACGACAUUGGACGUAAACGACGAAGAAGUGGUGGAGAAAACCGGAAACGAAGGACUGGACGACAGUGAUCAGAGUACGAGUUGUUGUAACGCAGAAGUCAAUGGAUUGCCGGAAGAUAACGAACAGAGCUGCACGAGUCCAUUUGUUGAGGAAGUAAACGGCGAUGAACUGUUAGUGACAGAUAAAGAAUUAAAUGUCGACGUCGACGCAGAAGUGUCUAAAGACGAAAUCGUUGAAGUGUCCAAGAGUAUAAAGGACAAAACCGAAACGAAAGUAUUGAACGAGUCAAACGGUAACAUUACGGAGAGCGAAAGUGGAAUCAAUGAAUCGAUUGAAGUGGACGACGUAAUCGUUCGAGAGGAAAUCGAAAACAAAAAACGAACCGAAGUAGACGUAAGCCCUUCGAUAAGCGAUAGAAUAGAGAUACCGGAAGAAAGCGAAGAAAUGAGGAAUAAUAGUGAUGGUGAAAAUAUCGGCGAGGUAACGGAACACGAUGUUGCACUAUUACCUCUGAACGAAAACUAAUGGUAUUCAUUCGGGAAUUGACAAUUUUCUCAACAAACUAUUCCAUAAAUAAGUUAGAGUUAAAAUAAAAUAAAACAAAUUCAAUAUACUAGAAACGUGAAAACUGUGGCCACUGGAACAGCGAUUAGAUCAUACGAUAAGAUAAUUUCAUUUUAUUUUAUUUUUUUAAAACGUGUUUGAAUUUAAAUUUCAAUCAAAUCGGGUAACUGUUAACAUACUAGAGACAUUGACCUAUAUUUUGGAGAGUUGUACAACCGGGAUUAGUAUAAAAUAAUUUAUUGAUUCUAAUUUAAUAAUUAUUUUUAAAUUAUAUGUUUGACAUAU
Molecule: messenger RNA, 2252 nt
Organism: Sipha flava (yellow sugarcane aphid)
Lineage: Eukaryota; Metazoa; Arthropoda; Insecta; Hemiptera; Aphididae
Exons: 4
Coding region: 744-1928 (394 amino acids)
Biological process (GO): positive regulation of Rho protein signal transduction
Molecular function (GO): actin binding
Source: RefSeq, a predicted model, not a curated record